Messenger RNA from Chlamydomonas reinhardtii, 1127 nucleotides. RefSeq lists its product as uncharacterized. The coding region runs from base 136 to 801 and encodes 221 amino acids. The transcript has 7 exons. NCBI's taxonomy places the organism in Eukaryota, Viridiplantae, Chlorophyta, Chlorophyceae, Chlamydomonadales, Chlamydomonadaceae. The record is from RefSeq and is a predicted model, not a curated record. Gene Ontology annotation, cellular component: membrane.
GCAGUUUGCAGCUACCACUCUUCAUAUCACAUACAGCUACAGAGUUGCGGCAUAACGCAGUCACGAAAACAGGAAAGCGCGUCGGAAUUGUCGACUUGCGAUAGCGGUUCGUAGCUCGGGAAGCAAAUCGCCGAUAUGACGCAAGGGUCCAACGGGGCCGUCACCAAUGUGCGCGCUGACGCUUCAACACAAUCGGCUGAUGACGGGGGCGGAAAGAAAACCGAGUCCGGUCGGCUUCCAGCGGUCGUGGUGUACCAUGACAUCUUCAACCUGGCAUUCAUUUUCUGGCUCAACAUCGCAAACUUCCUCUUCCUGCACACGGGGCGGCACUUCUACUUAUUCUUCUACUCGACAAUGGUGUACUUCGUGGCAGACCUGCUGUACGUGGCGAUCGUGCCGCGGUCCGUCAAGUCGCCCAUGGUCAUCCUCAUCCACCACGUCAUCACAGCGCUCUACCUGCUGAUCCCCUACCACUAUCCCAACUACGGUUGGUGCAUGUCGUACUGUAUGUUGGUGGAGAUCAACACGUGGCUGCUCAUAGCCAAGCGCACCAUCCGCAUGCCUGUGGUGACCAAGCUCCUGGAGGCGGGCUUCUACAUCAGCUGGGUGCUGCUGCGGAAUAUCUUUUACCCGUACCUGAUCUUUGUGUUCUACCGGUUGUGGCAGAACGAGACGCGCAUCAGCGGGACGCCGUGGAACGCCAUCGGCAUCACACCCAUCUUCCAAGUGGCGCUCACCGGGCUGAACUACUACUGGACGCUGAGCCUUGUGAUGAAGCCGUCCAAGAAGAAACAGCUUUGAGGAGGGAAGGACUGCCGUGGAGGGCUUGAUGGGGCUUUGGAUGUUAAGCCUGCACUGUUGAGGGGGUCGAAUGCAAGGAUGGAUUCAAGGGCCGCUGCACAAAACCGGCACUCAUGCCGCGCGUUGUCACGCGUCAACGCUUGUUCUGAUAGCAAACAUUGCUUUUUAUAUUACAUAUAAUGUUCGGGAACAUGCCACAUGAAAACUUGAACUGAAGCUGCGUGACUUGACGGAAGACUGGUCAAUGAGGUCCUGCGACAGUUUAUCGGUCAAUUGUGUAUUGCCAUUAUACUAAACGUAGCAUACAAGUGCAAAUCUGGUUUCGG